This is a messenger RNA of Pipistrellus kuhlii (Kuhl's pipistrelle), 666 nucleotides long. RefSeq names its product GTP cyclohydrolase I feedback regulator (gene GCHFR). Gene Ontology annotation, cellular component: nucleus; cytoplasm. The record is from RefSeq and is a predicted model, not a curated record. Gene Ontology annotation, biological process: negative regulation of biosynthetic process. Lineage: Eukaryota; Metazoa; Chordata; Mammalia; Chiroptera; Vespertilionidae. The coding region runs from base 117 to 371 and encodes 84 amino acids. Gene Ontology annotation, molecular function: GTP cyclohydrolase binding. The transcript has 3 exons.
CGGGAUUGGCAGAGCCAGAGGCCGGAGUAGCGGACCGGGCGUCUGGUCGCAGUCCGAGGUGCUGCCGGCACCACAUCCAAAGCCCACGCUGGGAGCCUGGCCGGGAAGCGCGCACCAUGCCCUACGUGCUCAUCAGCACCCAGAUCCGCAUGGAGGUGGGUCCCACCAUGGUGGGCGAUGAGUACUCCGAUCCGGAGCUGAUGCACCAUUUGGGGGCCUCAAAAAGAGGCGUCCUGGGAAACAACUUUUACGAGUACUACGUCAAUGACCCUCCUCGAAUCGUCCUGGACAAGCUGGAACGCAGGGGCUUCCGCGUGCUCAGCAUGACAGGCGUGGGCCAGACGCUGGUGUGGUGCCUGCACAAGGAGUGACCUCCCUGUGAGGAGGGACAGGGCACCCUUCUCCGAGUGGUUGCCGAUGGGCCCCGAUCCCAAGCCCCCCUCGCUCGCGGCCCUGCCUUUUCCCAAAUUGUCCUUUUCCCUCGGACCAGCGCCACGGGCAGUGCACGGCCCUCUGAAACCUGCUCCGGGCUGCCCCUCCGCCUCCCCGCUGGGGGGGGUUCUGGAGGAGUCCCCGUUCAUGGGCAGCCUGUGUCAGGAGCCCUGGCCCUGAGCCUGGGCGGUGGGGCCUGUGCCGCGAAUCUAGGCCAAUAAAGGGCUGUGAUGA